This is a messenger RNA of Hippocampus zosterae (dwarf seahorse), 3411 nucleotides long. RefSeq names its product amyloid-beta A4 precursor protein-binding family A member 3. The coding region runs from base 319 to 2406 and encodes 695 amino acids. The record is from RefSeq and is a predicted model, not a curated record. NCBI's taxonomy places the organism in Eukaryota, Metazoa, Chordata, Actinopteri, Syngnathiformes, Syngnathidae. The transcript is spliced from 11 exons. Gene Ontology annotation, biological process: chemical synaptic transmission. Gene Ontology annotation, cellular component: dendritic spine; plasma membrane; cytoplasm. Gene Ontology annotation, molecular function: amyloid-beta binding; protein binding.
AGAAAAACUAUAAAACGUGAAUGCAUCCUAAUUACAAGGCAACACCGUCAGCGAGUAAAUAAUGAAGCCGAAGUACUGUAUGUGUUUUCUUCAGGAUCGGAACAUUUAUAGAUAAUGCUUGUGUUUGAUGCUUAGCCUAGUCCUUAGAAUUUUGUGAAAAUAAAACAUUUAAUGAUUUCCUUGUUGUUAAUAUGAUGAUUAAAACCCUCAGUGAAAGACCCCAGCACAUAUUAAUUUAUAUGUCGUGGCACCAACAGACAACUCCACCUGAGCACAAAGAAAGUCAGCGAGACACGAAAUAUCAGGCCCAGUUGAAAAAUGGACCCUAACCACAGCUCUCUUGAUGUGUCAUCUCCUGCACCCUCACACAACCACAGCUUGACCUCUAUUGAUAGAGGCCCUGGUGUUGUUGAGCUCAAUUCACAUGUGGGGGAGUUGGACUCGUACAACAUGAUAGAGCCUCCUCCUUUAGAGUGGAAGUCUGACUCCUCCACUGAGGCUGGCUCAACAGAAGACCUGGACGACGGCAGCUUCCUCUCUCCUUCUGGUUGUCUGGAAAAGGCCAGCUCAGAUUAUGUCCAUGCGAAUGGCACCCUGGCUUCACCUAAUGUGAAGCAGCAGGAGCUUGUGGCAAACAGCACAGAGUUGAAAAAGGAGAAGAAAGUUGAAGUGGAAGUUGAAGUGGAGGAUGAUGUGGAUAGCAUUCAACAGACAGCACAUGAUGCAAAUGUGCAGGAUGAAGAAGCUAACCAAAUACAAGGCGAUGAAGACCACACCCGUAUCCAAACAUUGCUCUGCCAACUUCAGAUGAUUGGGGAAGAAGCUCAUACUUGUCCGAGAACAUCGCCUUGCCUCACUGAGUAUCCACACUCGGGGCCCUGUGAUCUUGAGGAAUGUUCUUUGUUAGCCUUACCAGAGGACAGCACUGAAACCACUGGGUUGUUGUUUUCUGAAAGCAACCAGAGAGAUGUGUUGGGACUGCUGCAGUGCACAGACAUCAGGGCUAAGCCGCAUCACAGCUGCUAUCCCCUCAAAGGAGAAAUGGAUGCUGUAGUGUCCGUUUCCUACAACCAGGAAGAUGCAGAGAGUUUCUGGGGGCCGCAUGGGAAUAAUCAACAGCAGCCAUACAGGGAAGACGGCUUGGUCAACUUGCAGCCUGACACUGACAUUCUUGAGCCGGUAUGGGUGAAAUUGAGGGAAGAGGGACAAGAGGAGGAGGUUUCUGCAGAGCACGAGCAGGAUGCUGAUGAUCAGCCUUCAUACAAAGAUGUGCCUGGUCCAUGUGACCCUGAAGACCUCUUAGAUGGAGUCAUAUUUGGUGCAAAGUACCUGGGCUCAACACAGCUCAAGUCGGAGAAGAACCCAUCUACCAAUGCCCGUAUGGCACAGGCUCAGGAGGCGGUGGACCGUAUUAAGGCCCCAGAAGGGGAAUCCCAACCAAUGACCGAGGUGGAUCUGUUCAUCUCCACUCAGAGGAUCAAAGUUCUCUCAGCUGACACACAGGAGGCCAUGAUGGAUCACUCUUUGCAGAUGAUUUCUUACAUCGCAGAUAUUGGCGAUAUCGUGGUCCUGAUGGCACGCAGGAAGCGAAUAGGGCAGGAAACGGCCUCAUCUUCAUCCUCAUCUUCCUCCAAGCCUCAGAAGUGCUUAAUGAUCUGCCACGUCUUCUCAUCUGUGGAUGCCCAGAUCAUAGCACAGGCUAUCGGCCAGGCAUUUGGAGUGGCCUACCAGCAAUUCCUUCAAGCCAGUGGCAUCAAGGCCAGCGAUCUGCAGCCUGGCCAGUACAGCGACUACCUGGAAAGUCAGGAGCUCUAUAAUGCAGACCUGGCCCACUUCUCUGACACCCAGAACAUCAGAGAGGUUGCUAUCACCAAGGCCCCAGGGGAAAUUUUGGGGUUGGCAGUGGUGGAAUCAGGCUGGGGCUCUAUCGUACCCACAGUGAUGGUGGCCAAUCUCCUUCACGGAGGUCCUGCUGAGCGCUGUGGCGAGCUCAGUAUCGGUGAUCGCAUCAUGUCUGUCAACGGCACCAGCAUGGUGGGUCUACCCAUCACCACCUGCCAACAUAUAAUUCAGGACUUGAAAAGCCAGAAGUAUGUUAAACUCAGCAUUGUCCACUGCCCUCCUGUCACCAUGGCGAUUAUCAGGAGACCAGAUCCCAAGUAUCAGCUUGGUUUCAGCGUGGAGGAUGGCAUCAUCUGUAGUCUAAUGCGAGGUGGUAUCGCAGAAAGAGGAGGCAUCCGAGUUGGACACCGCAUCAUUGAGAUUAACGGACAGAGUGUCGUUGCCACACCGCAUGACAAAAUCAUUCAGAUCCUUACAAAUGCAGUUGGAGAGAUUCACUUGAAGACCAUGCCUGCCUCAACAUAUCGACUUUUAACGGGACAAGAGCAGCCAGUAUUUCUUUGAACUACAACUGAUCAAUGUGAUAAGAUCCACAGGCAUUUGCCACACUAGCACAUUUGCAAUAACCGCAUUGCCACCUUGAACACAACUAACUACAAUUGUUUCAAUUUUUAGAAAGUAUGUUGGAGAAAUGCCAAAACACAGAGAUGGGUUUAUAUUGCUUGGUUUAAGAUUAGCAUGUAUGAAACAAGGCCAUAAGUAGCUGAGAUGAUAUAAUCUACACUGUAGGUACAAUGGUUUACAGUUCACCAAUUUACAUAAAUGAAUCAUAUUUUGCCUCUAAUGUUUUUUUUUUGGCCUUCCAGUUUGUGUGUAUUUUUAUUUUUUUUGACAAGCCCGUACUACCUGAAUAACAUUACUAAUCCGGUGACUGUGCACCUACAUGAACAACACAGGCCUAAUUUAAUCUUUAUGGAUGACAAUGCUCCAGGUCAUCAAGGUCGCAUCAUUAGAGAACAGCUGUUGGACACUGGUGGACCUCAAAUGGAAUGGUCUGCACGUUCUCCAGACCUGAAUCCUAUUGAAAAACUGUGGGAUCAGCUGAGUUGCCAUGUAGAUGCUUGAAAUGCUGCACCCCAGAACCUCAAUGACCUGAGGGCUGCCCUUUAAGAGGAGUAGGAUGCCAUGCCUCAUCAGACGAUAGUUUGACCUGUGAACAGCAUGGGACAACAUCGUCAGGCUGUUAUUGAUGCUCAAGGGCACAUGAUGAGUUAUUGACAAUUUGACAUAUUUUGUUGUGUGUACCCCCCAUUGUUAACUUUUGUUUCAAUGAAUUGUUUGAGAUGAGGAAAUCACCAGUGCAUUUUUCUACUUAAAUGCCCUAUGUUCAUGAUAUAAUAUCACUGUCACCUGAUCUUGAUACAUUUUCCACACAUUCCACGUGAAAGCCAAAUAUCUUGUGAGUAGUGUAUAUGCUUAUUUUAAGACAACUGCCAUUUGACAUCGAAUUCUGUAUUUUUUUAAUGAAAUUGCCGUUUUGGAUGUUCAUUAAACAUAUGUAGAAUAUUG